CAGCGGCGGCGGCGGUGCGUGUCAGGGCGGCGGGCUUGACGGAUCGACGACGCGCCGCGACGAGGCGCUCCGCUCCCUCUGCGUCGCUCUCGCCGCGCCGCCGCUCGCCCACAUGCCGCCACCCGCGGUGCUGGCACUGCUCGGCACGGCGACCGACGGCGUCGCUCCGCCCCCAAGCGCAUCGAGCGCGCGGCCAACCGGCGAGGGGCUCUUUGCGUGGCUUGCGCGCCAGGCGAGCGUGCUGGGUGCGAGGCUGGAGCAGGGCAUCGCCGAGGCGACCCUCGAGGCCGCCGAGCCCCACUGCAAACCUCGAGGCGCCGAGCCCCACGCGCCCGGACGGCGCCGCAGUCGCGUCUCUCUCACUGGAGCCCGUGCUGGUGCUGACGACGGUUGGCGCAGACGCGGCGCUGCUGUCGCCGGCGAGGGAGUACGCGCGUCGGCGCGCCAGCAGCCUCGUCGACGCGUUGGCGCCGAGGUUCGCCGAGAUACGCCGAGGUACGAUCGAGCGGCGCGCGGGCGGGGAGGGGCAGCCGUCGGCGGCGGCUCUCGGCCACGCCUUCCUUCCGCACGCUACCGUGGUCGAGGGGCUGGAGCCCGUCUGGCCGCGCGGCGUUGGCGAGCCGCCCUGCUGGCGCCUCCCCACGGCCUGGUUCCGAUGGUUCGCGUCCGGCGACUUGCUCGUGCUCGCUCUGCUCCUCGCCCUCAAGGAGCUGCGCUGAUGACGGCGUGUGCGGGCUGGCUGGCGCCUGGCGGGCGCUGGUCGAGGCUACGGGAAGCAAAACAGUCUCCGUGCAUAUCUUGCCUUUGUGAAUUCCUUAGCUUUCCACAUUUCGCAGCAAGUCGGAGUUAUAAUGACCGAGUUCACAGCCUUGUUGGGAGAAGAGUUCUUAAAAU
Messenger RNA from Emiliania huxleyi CCMP1516, 894 nucleotides. RefSeq lists its product as hypothetical. Lineage: Eukaryota; Haptophyta; Isochrysidales; Noelaerhabdaceae. The annotation marks the transcript as partial. The record is from RefSeq and is a predicted model, not a curated record. The transcript is spliced from 4 exons.